UCUGGGAACUGGAGAUUUAGCUUGUUUUAUCAACUACCACGUUAAGUACGGAGCACAGCAUUUGCUGGUUUUUUUGCCAUUUGCUCAAGCUCCCAGACCUCUCUCCCUCGUGCCCAAAAUAGGUCCAAGCUCGAAGGUCUUUGCCAUUAGUUCCUCGGGAGACCAAGAUUCUUGUUCGUGAUGGCCAAGAACUUGUUCGUUUUCUUGAUUUUCAUGGGGUUGAGCUGCUUCAGUUUGGUGUGGCUCGCCGAGUCAAAGCUGCCCCAAGCAGAAGUUGAUGCUCUCCGUGAAAUCACGACCGCAAUGGGGUCGACAUUCUGGGAUUUUAAUGGCGGCAACUGUCAAAUACGAAGAGUUGGGUUAACACUGCAGCCGCCAGCAAAAGCCAAUGGUAGCAUUGGAUGUGACUGCAACAUUGGGAAUGAUACGUUCUGUCACGUCGUAACGAUAGUGCUGAAGUUUUACAGUCUACCCGGAAUCCUCCCCCCUGAGCUUACCAAGCUACCUUACCUCAGAGAGAUUGAUUUUGCUUACAACUACCUCAGUGGUGAAAUUCCUGACAAGUUGGGUUCCAUGCAGUUGACAUCAAUCACUCUUCUUGUGAAUCGCUUAUCAGGAGCAAUACCAAAAUCAUUGGCAAACAUUAUCUCACUGACACAUCUGAAUCUUGAAGCCAAUCAGUUCUCUGGUCCUGUUCCUCCUGAGCUUGGGAGUUUAAUCAACUUACAGCAUUUGAUUUUGUCCUCCAAUCAGCUAACAGGAAACGUGCCACCUACAUUUGCUGCGUUAGGAAAUCUGACAGAUUUUCGAAUAAAUGACAACAACUUCAACGGCACAAUACCCACUUUUAUCCAAAACUGGAAGCAGCUGAACAGACUAGAAAUGCAUGCGAGUGGACUUGAAGGACCCAUUCCUUCCCAGGUUUCUGCUUUGAAUAAAGUAGAGGAGCUGAGGAUUAGUGACAUUGAUGGUCCUCUCCAGCUAUUUCCUGCACUGGAAAACAUGACAGGCUUAGUGAAAUUGGUACUGAGAAGCUGCAACAUAUCUGGGCAGAUUCCCCCCUACAUGUGGAACUUGCAGGAUCUAGAAUUAUUGGAUCUCAGUUUCAACAAACUGACUGGGCAAAUUCCGGCUACAAUCAAUUUAAAGCACAUAAGGUUCAUAUUUCUGACCAGCAAUUUAUUAACGGGAAAUGUUCCGGAUUCAAUCUUGAAGGAAGGAACCAGUGUUGAUCUUUCAUACAAUGACUUCACAUGGCAAGGUCCUCAGCAACCUGCUUGUCGAGGAAACAUGAAUCUGAACUUGAAUUUGUUUAGAGGCUCCUCAGCAGAAAAUAACUCAGGCAGAGGUGAUCCUUGCUUGGAGAACUUCCAAUGUCCACAUUACUCGAGUUGUUUACAUGUUAAUUGUGGUGGAAAAGAUGCAACCAUCAAGGAAUCUAGGCAGAUGAUCAUCUAUCAAGGAGAUGAAUAUAUAGAAGGUGGUGCUGCAAAAUACUAUUUAAAUCGUGAUGAGUUCUGGGGAUUCAGUAGCACAGGGGACUUCAUGGAUGAUAAUGAUAAACAAAAUCUGCGCUAUACUGUGUCUCUGCCUUCGUCAAACCUCUCUGUCUUGGAUGCAACAGCACGAACCUCCCCAAUUUCACUGACUUAUUUUCAUUAUUGCUUGGAGAACGGGAUGUACACAGUGAAACUCAGAUUUUCAGAAAUACAGUUCACUAACAACAAAACAUAUAACAGCCUCGGGAGGCGGGUAUUCGAUAUUUAUGUUCAGGGGAAAUCAAUGCAGAAGGACUAUGAUAUUGAAAUUGCAGCAGGUGCUGCUCAGAAGCCAAGAGAAGAAGCCUAUAAUGUCAGCGUGACAAAUAAUAUUCUAGAAAUUCGUCUAGUUUUUGCUGGAAAAGGGACAACGAGGAUUCCUGAAAGAGGAGUUUAUGGUCCGCUUAUUUCUUCCAUUUCUGUAGUUUCAGAUGUCAAAGAGUGUUCAAGAGGUGGAAAACAAAAAACUGCUUAUAUCGUAGUUGGAGUUGGAGGUGGAGCAUUUUGCAUUGUUCUCUUAUCACUCUGUAUACUUAAGUGGAAAGGCUAUUUCCGAGGAAGAACCAAGAGAAGACAAGGCAUGGAAGGACUAGAUCUGCAGAUGGGGACAUUUUCCAUAAAACAAAUUAAAGCUGCGACAAAUGACUUCGAUUCUGCAAACAAGAUUGGGGAAGGCGGUUUUGGCGCUGUCUACAAGGGUCAAUUAAAUGAUGGCACUGUAAUAGCAGUUAAGCAGCUCUCGUCAAAAUCGCGACAAGGAAAUCGAGAAUUCCUGAAUGAGAUAGGAAUGAUAUCAUGCUUACAACAUCCAAAUCUUGUGAAGCUCCACGGGUGCUGUAUUGAAGGAGAUCAACUAUCGGUGGUUUACGAGUAUAUGGAGAACAAUAGUCUUGCUCGAGCCUUGUUUGGUCCAGAAAAUCAUCAACUUCAACUAGACUGGCCCACGAGACUUAAGAUCUGCACCGGGAUCGCUAAGGGUCUCGCCUUUCUACACGAAGAGUCUAGAAUCAAGAUUGUCCACAGAGAUAUUAAAGCUACUAAUGUGCUGCUCGAUCGAGAUUUAACCCCGAAAAUAUCAGACUUUGGACUGGCCAGGCUUCAUGAAGAAGAGAACACUCACAUUAGCACCAAAGUUGCUGGAACCAUAGGAUACAUGGCUCCAGAAUACGCAUUGUGGGGUUACCUCACAUACAAAGCCGAUGUGUACAGCUUCGGAGUCGUGGCCUUGGAGAUAGUUAGCGGGAAAAGCAAUAACAGUAGCCUGCCGAGUGACGACUAUUUUUGUCUAUUGGAUUGGGCAUGUCACUUGCAACAAACUGGGAACUUGAUGCGACUUGUCGACGAGAAGUUACAGACCAAAGUCAACAAAGAAGAAACGGAAAUCGCGGUAAAAGUAGCUCUUCUGUGCACAAAUGCAUCUCCAUCUCUGAGGCCCACGAUGUCCGAGGUGGUGAACAUGCUCGAGGGAAAAAUGACUGUACCGGACAUGAUCCCGGAGCCGAGCACCUACCGUGAAGAUCUGAGGUUCAAAGCCAUGAGAGACCUCCGCAAGCAAGGGCAACAACAGAGUUUUACCGAGACCCAAAAUGAGGAUUCCACGUCCAUCAACACUUUUCGGUCUUCGUCAAGCACCUCCAGUCAAGAUCUGUAUAAAAAAAAUCAAGAAUCCAGAUCCCUUUCAUAAAAUGCGCGAACCUUAGUUGCCGCGGCAUACCAAACUUAGGCUUAGUCUCGAACUAGCGAAUCGGAGUCCCAUUGUCGUUGCUGAAUAAACGGUCCUCGACUACUAGAGCCUUGAUCGGUGGAAGCAGAAAAACUCGGCCGAGGGCGAGGCCUUGUGGCGAGGAAAGCUGGGAUGUGCAAAAGCUGUGCAAUUAGGAAGGAAGCAUUGGUGCUUGAAUAGGUGAGUCAUUUCUUAGUUUGUUACUUCUCUUCGGCGUUUCGAGCAAUAAGUCGAUCGAAGUCAUUGAUACAGAUUUGCCCAGAUUAUUGUACAGUGUACUGAAUUACGUGUUUGUUCGAUUUGAUGCGAAGAAAUGAAGAGAUUUUCUGUCAGGUUCA
This is a messenger RNA of Syzygium oleosum, 3599 nucleotides long. RefSeq names its product probable LRR receptor-like serine/threonine-protein kinase RFK1. The transcript has 24 exons. The coding region runs from base 181 to 3222 and encodes 1013 amino acids. Lineage: Eukaryota; Viridiplantae; Streptophyta; Magnoliopsida; Myrtales; Myrtaceae. Gene Ontology annotation, biological process: protein phosphorylation. Gene Ontology annotation, molecular function: protein kinase activity; protein binding; ATP binding. The record is from RefSeq and is a predicted model, not a curated record.